This is a messenger RNA of Seriola dumerili (greater amberjack), 1064 nucleotides long. Its product is annotated as endonuclease domain-containing 1 protein-like. Gene Ontology annotation, molecular function: nucleic acid binding; metal ion binding; hydrolase activity. The coding region runs from base 71 to 961 and encodes 296 amino acids. The transcript is spliced from 6 exons. Lineage: Eukaryota; Metazoa; Chordata; Actinopteri; Carangiformes; Carangidae. The record is from RefSeq and is a predicted model, not a curated record.
CUGGAUGUUGGCAGCUACUGUUGAAGCUUUAUUGACUUUGGAAGGUUUGUGAUACAAGGUUCAGUCCAGAAUGCAGAGCUUGGUGACUGUAUGCGGUUUCCUACUACUCAUCUUUUCUGUCCACGCAAAUGUUCGGCCAGACUUUAAGAAAUGCAUCAAGUACUUCUACAAAAAAACGGUGCCAGACCUGCAGACCUCCCAACACCACGUCAACAUCUGCCAGACUUUUGAAAACAAGUACUACUUUGCCACGCUGUACGACACUGCCAGGCGUAUUCCUGUCUACUCUGCUUAUAAAUUUGAGAAGAGUGAUAAAUGUGCCCGGGAGAACCGGUGGUUUGUAGAGCCUCAGCUGGUAAAUAACAGGUGGAACAAGAACAUGAUGACUGCCGAAGAUUUGAUGAAGAAGCAUCCUGUCGAUUUAGAAUCAGUAGGACAGAAACAGGCGGUGAAUGACGACUACAAUGGUCUGAUAAAAUCAGGAUACAACCGUGGUCACCUCAAUCCCAAACUACACCAUGCAGGAAAUGGCUGCAAGGCCACUUUCACCCUGACCAACGUGGUUCCACAGAACGCAGACCUGAACGGCGGGUCCUGGAAGAAAUAUGAGGAGACACUGAAGAUAAUUUUAGCAAAUUGCAGGGAAGCUUACGUUCUGGUCGGUGCAAUUCCCUCUGAAAAAAACUGGGUAAAGAACCGUGUCAACAUCCCUGACUACUUGUGGCAUGCCUUCUGCUGCCUGAAUAACAAUGGUAAACCCUUUAAGAAUGGUGCUGCAAUAGCAAAGAAUGACAAGAAUGGCAAAGUGCAGGAGUGCUCCCUGGACAGCCUUCAAAAAUUCUUGAAAGCAGGAAAACUUUUUUUUGACAACUGCAAAGCACCAUCCAAUACUGGUGAAGGAGAUUGUGCAAGUGUGCAUUUUACCGACUAUAAUAGUAACAGUACUAAUUCUCUUAAUUAGUACAGGUGUAUAACACAAGAAAUUAAUUUUUCCAUGUACGUGAUGUAUGUUUCAGUUCUAACUGUUUAACGUAUUGUUACUACAAAUGGAGAAAUAAAAAGCA